AUGAACAGAAAUGGAGAGGAGGAGGAGGUGGCCGAGAAGAGGAGGCAGAGGAGGAAGAGAAGGGAGGUGGUGCAGGUGUCUCUCAGAGGAGGCUGCUUGGCUGCUUCAGCCACGGCUAUUGCGAUGAUGCUGACGGCAACAGAAGAGGGAGUGGCAGACGUCUAUGGCUUCAAGCUCACUCUCUACUCCAACUGGUCUUUCUCUCCCUCCUACCAGUAUGUGGUGGGGGCAUGCACAGCGACCAUGCUCUAUUCCCUGUUCCAGCUCUGUCUCGGUGUUUACAGGCUCCUCACCGGAUCUUCCAUUACACCCUCCCGCUUCCAAGCUUGGCUUUGCUUCAUCUCCGACCAGCUCUUUGGUUAUUUGAUGAUGAGCGCUGGAUCAGCCGGUUCUGGAGUUACCAACCUCAACAAAACCGGUAUCAUACACACUCCUCUCCCGGACUUCUGCAAGACACUUUCUUCUUUUUGCAAUCACGUCGCCCUCUCUCUCCUCUUAGUCUUCCUCUCCUUCAUCUUCCUCGCCUCGUCUUCCCUCUUUAAUGUCCUUGUGCUCUCCACUGCCUAG
Molecule: messenger RNA, 567 nt
Organism: Thlaspi arvense
Lineage: Eukaryota; Viridiplantae; Streptophyta; Magnoliopsida; Brassicales; Brassicaceae
Source: the annotation of a GenBank genome assembly